GCCUUAUUCAUGUAGUAGAGCUCGAUUCCAAAACACAACUGACACAACUCACAACUCCAGCUUGAUCCUGUGAAAAAUACUCAGAAUCAAGACCAGACACUGCCUAUUAAAGAGAAGAAUCAAGUUUUUAAUUUCAACCACAAUGAGAGAGAUCGUGCACCUACAAGUUGGCCAGUGUGGAAACAAGAUCGGAGCCAAGUUCUGGGAGGUGAUAAGUGAWGAACACMGCAUCGACCCAAGUGGGACUUACCAUGGAGACAGCCAAAAUCAGCUGGAGCGAAUCAACGUCUACUACAACGAGGCUACAGGUGGGAAGUAUGUCCCUCGUGCAGUGCUGGUGGACUUGGAGCCAGGAACAAUGGACUCUGUGAGGUCUAGUUCUUUUGGCCAGAUCUUUAGACCAGACAACUUUGUCUUUGGUGAGAAUUGA
Messenger RNA from Paralichthys olivaceus (Japanese flounder), 430 nucleotides. Lineage: Eukaryota; Metazoa; Chordata; Actinopteri; Pleuronectiformes; Paralichthyidae. The record is from RefSeq and is a predicted model, not a curated record.